CUACACUGAAGUAAGACAAUAAGCCCUCCCUCCCACACAUCAUAACAAGUCCCAGGUUGAGAAGGAGGAAGUGAAUAGUACAGUGUGUUAGCAGUGACUGCACCUCAGUGCUCUGCCUCAUGCAGCAGCCUACAGACACCUCUAUGACAGUCACUCACACUCCUGUGUAGCACGCUGUCCCUGUCCUCCCCCGCGACCAGACGUUUUGGAUGAUUCCCACCGAAGUAACCAGCGGCAGCGGAAUGAACCAUAAUGGGGGUUCAGGGGAGCCCCCCAUUUCUCCGAACCUAGGCAGUGGUCGGAAGCGACUGAGCGUCGGGGAGCUGCGCCUGUACUUCGAAGCCCGGUGUUCCGCGGAACGGGACGGGCACAGGGAGCCGAGGCGACGGAGAAGGAUGGGCAGCGGGAGCUGGCACCGGAGCAAUGGAGAGGUUUCCGAAGAGCCGAGGAGAGGGAGCUGGGAAGCUGCGCGGAAGAAGCACGUUAUCCCGCAGCUGCUGGUCACCAGUAGCGAGGAGCCGCAGCCGCCCCCCAGCCCGGGGCUCAUAGAGGUGCCCGGGUGGGAUGGCAUGAGGAACCAGAGCUUGUUGAAGCUAGCCAACCGGAGGCUGUCCGUGUCCAGCACGUCCCUGUCCUCCACCGGCUCCUCGUCUGCCCUGGAGGACUCCGAGGAUGACCUGCUGAGCGACUCCGAGAGCAAGAGCCAAGGCAAUGUGGACCUGGAGCACAGCGAGGAGCAGAGCCUGAACAAAUCUUGGCAGAAAAUCAGAACCAUUGUGAACAUUCCUGUUAUCAGCCCUUUCAAAAGACGCUGGGUGCAGCUUGCUGGUCAUACAGGAAGCUUCAAAGCAGCUGCUGGUGGGACGAUAUUAAAACGUUACUCAGAGAAUGAGAAGAAUUGCUUUGAGCUAGUGAUGAAAGACCCUCUUGCCUCCUGCGUGCCCACUUUCCAUGGGGUGACAGAAAGAGACGGGGAAAGUUAUAUCCAACUGGAUGACCUUCUUAACAACUUUGAUGAACCUUGUGUUAUGGACUGUAAGAUGGGUGUCAGGACAUAUUUGGAAGAGGAGUUGACUAAGGCCCGUGGUAAGCCCAAGCUAAGGAAGGACAUGUAUAAGAAGAUGAUUGAGGUGGAUCCUCGUGCGCCGACAGAAGAGGAAAGUGCGCAUCAAGCCGUUACCAAACCCCGAUACAUGCAAUGGAGAGAGACUAUUAGCUCAACUUCAACAUUGGGAUUUAGGAUCGAGGGUAUUAAGAAAGGUGAUGGGACCUGCAACACGAACUUCAAGACAACAAAAACUCGGGACCAAGUUCACAAAGCAUUCCUAGAAUUUAUUGAUGGAAAUAUGAUCAUUUUGAAGAAGUAUCUGGCUAGACUACAGGAAAUUAGAAGUAUUGUGGAGUCUUCAGAGUUCUUCAGACAUCAUGAGGUAAUCGGAAGCUCCUUGCUGUUUGUACAUGACAAGAAAGGAAAGUGUAACGUAUGGCUUAUAGAUUUUGGAAAAACAACACCGCUGCCAGAGGGACAAACUCUGAAUCACCGCAUUGCCUGGCAAGAGGGGAACCGAGAAGAUGGUUAUCUCUAUGGAUUUGACAAUCUUAUUGAAAUCUUAUCCAGCAUUGCAUCUUGAUAA
Molecule: messenger RNA, 1634 nt
Organism: Hyla sarda
Lineage: Eukaryota; Metazoa; Chordata; Amphibia; Anura; Hylidae
Gene: ITPKA
Product: inositol-trisphosphate 3-kinase A
Exons: 7
Coding region: 210-1631 (473 amino acids)
Biological process (GO): inositol phosphate biosynthetic process
Cellular component (GO): nucleus; cytoplasm
Molecular function (GO): inositol-1,4,5-trisphosphate 3-kinase activity; inositol tetrakisphosphate kinase activity
Source: RefSeq, a predicted model, not a curated record